Molecule: messenger RNA, 1243 nt
Organism: Saccostrea echinata
Lineage: Eukaryota; Metazoa; Mollusca; Bivalvia; Ostreida; Ostreidae
Product: proteasome assembly chaperone 2-like
Exons: 7
Coding region: 51-908 (285 amino acids)
Biological process (GO): proteasome assembly
Cellular component (GO): nucleus; cytosol
Source: RefSeq, a predicted model, not a curated record
CCUCCAUGAGUAAACAUAUUUUUGUAAUUUUGUGAACGUUUUACCGUUUUAUGAUUUUUUAUUCUCCUUUGAAGUCAUACAAGAUGUUUAUACCAGUAGAAAAAAAGAAUCCACGGUCAUUUGAAGGAUAUACCUUAAUCUUGCCGGCAGUAUCAGUAGGAAAUGUUGGACAGCUAGCAGCUGACUUGUUGAUUUCCACCAUGUGGCUGGACAAAUGUGGCUUCAUCUAUCAUGACAGUAUUCUGCCCUUGGUUGGAAAUGAUCCGUUUGCGCAUCCAGAAGCAGAUGUCUGUAAAGUUGUAACUGCAUGUGAGGUGUAUGAAAGUAAACUAGACCAGCUAGUGGUUGUUCAACAGAGGGCUCCAUUUGUUAAGGGAAAGAUGCCAAGUUUUCGACGCUGGUUGAUAAGUUGGAUAAAAGAAAACAAGUUUGAAAAGGUCGUCAUACUCAGCAGUAUGCAUGCACACGAAAGACUUGAUGUUCAGUUACAAGGGUCCCAGUUCAGGUAUGUAGCCACCUCUGAUUUGGAAGCCAAACAUAAGGAAAGGUUUUGUCAUGAGGCUCUACAGUGGAAACUUUUAGAGCAAAGACCCUGUCUUAUUGAGUCUGGGAGGACAGAGGAUUCACUAUACCUCCCAGGGGGUGGCAUUGCCAGGACCUUGUUUGAAGAAUGUUCUAAAGAAAGUAUACCUGCUAUAGUCCUCCUUGUGUUUUGUGCAGAAGGAGACAAUGCACAGGAUGCUGUUAAAUUGGCUUAUAACCUGAACUUAUGGCUAGAUUUAAUUGAUUUUAAGCCCAAAUAUGAUUUGGAUGGAAAGACCAUUAUAAAGCCUGCCUCUACAUGGAAAAUUCCAUCAUCUUGGAGACUUUUGUUUGGGACAGCUGUGGAUCAAACUUUAUUUCACUGAAUUUUAUGAGAGAGAGAGAGAGAGAGGAGAGAAAGAGAGAGAAGUUCCUUUAAAAAUGACAAUAUUAAAUUGCUGUCACUGUUUAAACUGUGAUUUUCACCAGAUUUUCAUCUAUCCAGUCUACAUACACCGAUCUCGUUUUCAUCUCAACAUGAUAAAUACAAAUGAAGCUAUACUCACGUUUUUCAAAAGCUAUAUAUGUGAUAUUAAUCUCUUUCAAGUGUAACAAUUAUUCUGAGUCGCUCUUGUUAUUGUCUUGCAUCCUUUUCAAAAUUGAAAAAAAAAAAUAACCUGCAGUUUUGUACAAUUUAUUGUAUAAAGUUUAUGUCACUGAA